AUAUGUGAUAGCGUCAUUUCGUGUGUAUACCGUUGAUUUGUAUGCGUUUUCCGUCGGCCACCCGCACAUCGUGAUCGUCCCGUUUUUGGUCGUCUGCGAGAAAUAUUAUGUAGUGUGACGUUCUGAACUUAGUGCGAACCGUUAACUUAAGCUGGAGCCAAGUUUUUGUCUGUACAAGUGAAAUAACGAUGGAUAACAGUAACGGCGAAGUGAAACUGCCGCCGCCGCCGCCGCCACCACAGCCGAUUAACACAGUGACGGAUCUCUAUCAAAUAUGCCGUCUUUGUCUGAACACGUUGCAAGUGGACGAAGGUGAAUCCGUUUUCAAUAACCAGGUUCCUUCGUUGCCCGAAAAGAUAUAUCGUGUAUUUGGGGUCCAAAUUACUGAUGCUAAGGAUUUGCCUAAUAAACUUUGCUCAAAGUGUGUACAAAAUACAGAACAAUGUUACAGUCAUAGAGAAACCUACAAGCGUCAAGAACGUGUUCUUCAUGAUAUGCUUAAAAAAUCAUCAGCAGAAGAAAUUAAAAAUUCUCCAAAAACUGAAUAUGUAUAUAGCCCUGCUGAUUCAAAUCAUUCAUCAUCUUCAGGUUUAGGAGUUGAUGCUCGUUAUGUUAAAACUACAAAUUCUGCAAGUAAUAAUAAUUCUACUACAUCACCACCUUAUGAAACUAAUGCGUCACUUGCGUCGCAUGUUGAAGUUAUUCAAGGUUGUGAUGAAAUGGCCGCUGAAGUAACAAUAGCUCAUGAUUCAGAAGAAACUGUAUCUGGUGAUGAUACUAUCUGUACAGAUAACAAUGCUGAGUAUGGUACAUAUAAUGAUGAUGAAAAUAUUAUCGUAGUAAAAACUGAGCCUGAUGAUGAAUAUGAAGAGGAAUAUUAUUAUUAUAAUAGUAAAAAUGAUGAUGGCUCUGAAAAUUAUGACCACCAAGGGGGACCAAAGGUCAUUGCUAGUGUUCAGUUUCCUAUUGUAAAUGGUACAAUUGUUAAUGGUACUCAUAAAAUUGGUCAAAAACAAUUCUCUCUUGUGAACUGCAUUCCAACUUCUUGGACGUCAAGUACUGGUAAAGAUCGUCGUAAACAAAGUUGUCCAACAAGAGCAUUGGAAUUGAGUGGAUUCCGAGCACAAGUUGCUGGAGAUGACACUAACUCUUCAGAUGAAGGAAAUGGUCCUAAUUGGACAACAAAAAAAAUUCGAUCUAAUUCACCAGCAGUUAUUGUUAAGCCAGCUUAUGCUUGGCCAAAUUUACAAGGUAGUGGCCAAACACUUAUUUUUCAAACAAAGAAUCCUGAUGGUACAACUUCAGAAUUACGUCCUCAAGUGAUGCAAGUUGGCGAGUGGGCUAAUAGUCAAGGACAAUCUAAUGCUCCAACUGAUCCUUCAGAUCGUAUGGGCAUGUUACUUUUUGCAGCCACACAUAUUCAAGAAUUAUCUACUGAAAGUGAUGAUGGUCAGUCACCUGGUACUCCUAAAGGAGCCACUGUAGUUCGUGGCAAACUAGUUUCCUCUGACCAAAAACGUAAAAUUUAUCAAACGCAAGCCACAAUAAGACGAUAUUCAGAUGGCCAUCAAGUACAACAGCAAGUUAAAGAUAUGAAUGCUUCACCUAAUAUACCUAGAAAACGCACGGCCAGGGAAUCGUCUGUUCAAAGAAUGUGUAGUAAUUGUGGAACAACUUGUUCAACAAUAUGGAGACGAUUAAAUGAAGAUCCAGUUUGCAAUGCUUGUGGAUUAUAUUAUAAACUGCAUGGAAAAAUAAGACCCCCAACUAUGCGACGUGAUACUAUUCACACCAGGCAACGUAGAAAACGUUCUGAUAAUGCACAUUAAAACUAUAAUUAAAUGGUGGUCAGGACAAAAUUACAAGAUUAUUGAGCAAGCUUCAGGUAAGAAUGCCAAAGCGGUAACACUAGAUGAUAUUAAGUUUUAACUCAUGUUAAUUUUUUCAAUUUAAUUGCUUGUAAUGCUUAGAUUUAAUAACUUAUUUUUUUGUUUUAACUUAAUUACAUAUUAUAACAGCAACAUUUAAAUUAUAAGAAUAAUUUUACUUUGUUGACACAACCCCAGUAUUUUAAGCAAUAAACAAAUUCAAAUUAGAAUGUAUAAAAACAAACUAAUGUGAAAAUAAUUUUAAGCCUUGAUUAUUGACAUUUUUUGUGAGAAUUAAAAUAUGGGACAUAGUUCAUGUUUCUAUUUUCAAAAAGUUGUUUGUAAAAAGAAAACUAUUAUUAGAUAAAAUAUAUUUAUCAAAAGUAAUUUGGUCUUUUAAAAUAUAUUAAAGUUAAUAUAUUCAAUAGAAAAACAAAUAACUGAAUUGUUUUUACUCUUUAAAAUCAAAAUUUGUAUUGAAACUUAAGUAAAAAAUUUCUAUGUGGCAUAUCUUUUGUUAUUUGUCUUUUUUUCACAUACUUUUAAAUUUAUGUGUUUGUACAUUUUUAUGUUUAUUUGAAAUUUUUUAAUGUAACUGUAGUUCAUCUAAAAAUAUAGUAUUAUGUCAAUCCUCAAA
Daktulosphaira vitifoliae (grape phylloxera) is the source of this 2505-nucleotide messenger RNA. RefSeq lists its product as uncharacterized. Bases 189 to 1829 code for a protein of 546 amino acids. The transcript has 9 exons. Gene Ontology annotation, cellular component: nucleus. Gene Ontology annotation, molecular function: DNA-binding transcription factor activity, RNA polymerase II-specific; RNA polymerase II cis-regulatory region sequence-specific DNA binding; zinc ion binding. The record is from RefSeq and is a predicted model, not a curated record. Gene Ontology annotation, biological process: positive regulation of transcription by RNA polymerase II; negative regulation of transcription by RNA polymerase II; cell fate commitment. NCBI's taxonomy places the organism in Eukaryota, Metazoa, Arthropoda, Insecta, Hemiptera, Phylloxeridae.